Molecule: messenger RNA, 1281 nt
Organism: Galleria mellonella (greater wax moth)
Lineage: Eukaryota; Metazoa; Arthropoda; Insecta; Lepidoptera; Pyralidae
Product: sperm flagellar protein 1-like
Exons: 5
Coding region: 64-1161 (365 amino acids)
Biological process (GO): regulation of cytoskeleton organization
Cellular component (GO): axoneme
Molecular function (GO): microtubule binding
Source: RefSeq, a predicted model, not a curated record
UUUUGUCAAAGUGCACUACAUAAAGUAGAAAACGAACGAUUAAAUUUUACAAAAAUAAUAAACAUGUCCAAUUUCGAAUCACCAAUACCAUUGUCCGAGAUAGAAUCCGUGUUAGCUUGGGUGGACACUUUCAAAUUGUCAAGAAGUAAUAAAAAAAUUAAUAGAGAUUUCUCUGAUGCUGUUCUACUAGCUGAAAUCUUGAGUGUCCACUAUCCGAAAUUAGUUGAAAUGCACAACUAUCCACCAAGAAACAGUCACGCGUUAAAAUUGAACAACUGGAUGACACUGAACAGAAAGGUACUGAAGAAACUAAAACUGAACCUGUGUUGCAACACGAUGGAGCAGUUGGCGAACAGUGCGCCAGGAGUCAUCGAGAGAGUUUUGGUUAUGGUUCGUGAUAAAAUCCGUCGUGACGAAGACGCCAAUAAGAGUACUAAGGAUGCUGAGCAGAACAUGUCGAGUGGUGGCAGUUAUUACGAGGCCUGUGGAGAUGAUGAACACAUUCUUAUAGUACCAGUCAAGACUAGGGUAAAUGGCAUAUUGGAAACAGUCCAGCAGAAAGUGGUGAGUUAUGAGUCAUACCAAGCAAUAAAAGAAGAACUCAAGGAUGCGAAGGACUCUGUUGAAUUGCUCAAACAGAAGGUCGAACAUUUAGACAACUUAUUAAAAUUAAAAGAAGAAAGAAUAGACGAAUUACAAAAACAACUUGAUAGAAAACAGGCAAGGCGCAAAGAAGUAGAAGCUUUUCAAAACAGCCUUGCUGUACCUUUUGAAACCAUACCUUCUCCUAUAAUUAAUGGAAUUGAACCAAAUACACCCACUAGGACUAAUUCAAUGAAAACUAUUGAAGGUAAUCCUAAAAUAGUAAAAGAAGAGUCUAAAAUACCUAUUUUAAAAACAGAAUCUCUUAAAUCUUUCUCGAAACCUAGCAUUAUUGAAGUAUCAGUAACUGAUGUAACAAAACAGGAGGUUGAUCUAGAAAGAAUUAAAUCUGAUGUUUUUAAAGAAGUAGAAAUAGUAGAAGAAAUAAUAGAAAGACUUCAAGAUGCUGAGGAGUUUAAAGAUAGUGAACAAGAGGGUACCAUCACUAUAGAGGAUACCAUACAAAAAGAAAUCAAAGAAAUUAACAAUCCUAUGGAUAAAGUACAAAAUAUGAUAUAGCUCACUAAGGAUCUAGGCCAUUAAAUUACGUAAUAAUGAUGGUUAACAUAUUUAUUUUUACUAUGUAUGAUAGUAGUCCGAUAAAAUGUGAUAAAUUUUGAUGCUUUAUAAAGUUUUAUA